AAACAAACUGCUUGGACUGUAAAAUACAGACAAUCAUCCGAAUAGUCUGGCGUUUUCUUUCAAAUAACUCUGUCAGAAGUUAUUUUUGUGAACUCGUUGAACAAGCGAGGAGAGGAGCAACCAAAAAUAAUAUCAGCAUCAAAUAUUUCUCGACAUUAUUAAAUUACGGUCAUUAAUCCAUUUCGUCGCGUUGCGAACAAUUUUGGAAUUUUUCAUUGUAAUUUGCUAAAAAUACAAAGCUAACAACUGGAAAUGUCGGGAAUGUCGCAGAAAUUUGAGAACUUUGUGGCAGAGCCCAUGGGCGACAAGGCUGUCACAGAGUUGCCUGGAAUUGGACCGACGCUGGGUGAUCGCUUGAUCGAAUGUGGAUUCGAUAAGGCAUACCAUGUGCUCGGCCAAUUCUUGUUAUUGGCAAAAGAUGACGAUUUUUUCGUUUUGUGGAUGAUGGAAUAUUUCCAAGCCAGUUUUGGGCAAGCUAUCAAAUGCUACGAUUGCCUCUACCGAUGGUGCGAUUUGUUCUUGUAAGCGACUUCUCAGUCGGCUCAGACGGGUCCUUUCUGAAAAGAAAACGAAAGCAGAUCGGCAGCAGACAAAAAGUAGAGCAACAGCAGACAAACAGCAGACAAACAGCAGACAAACAGAAGAGCAACAGCGGUAACAGCAGAUUAACAGCAGAGUAACAGCAGACAAAGACCAGAGCCACAGCAGAUCCACAGCGGUAACAGCAGAUCAACAGCAGACAAACAGCAGACAAACAGAAUAGCAACAGCAGAUCAACAGCGGUACCAGCAGAUUAACAGCAGAGUAACAGCAGAACGAGAUGUACAGCAGAAAAGCAGCAACGACACGAGGAGAGCAGAGCACUGCAGUGCACUGCAGAGAACAGAGGAACAGCAGAAGAAAUCGUAAAAGAAGCAGCAGCCAGACGUAAUUCUCAGCAGCAGCAGCAGCAGCAGAAUUCAGCCGAAAUCAAGCAAUCAAUCAAUAAAGUAAUAUAUUACAUCUUAAAUAAUAUAUAAUAUAUCUUAGAUACACAUGCACAGGCUGAAAGAAAA
Messenger RNA from Drosophila miranda, 1055 nucleotides. RefSeq names its product barrier-to-autointegration factor-like. NCBI's taxonomy places the organism in Eukaryota, Metazoa, Arthropoda, Insecta, Diptera, Drosophilidae. The coding region runs from base 253 to 525 and encodes 90 amino acids. The transcript is spliced from 2 exons. The record is from RefSeq and is a predicted model, not a curated record. Gene Ontology annotation, molecular function: DNA binding.